AUGAAUGCAAAGAUUCUAGUUGAUCAAGUGCAACAACUACCAAGCAGAGGGAAAGGAGUGCUCAGACAAAUCUACUACCAUCUGAAAGAAAUGAAGCAAAGACCAGCCUGGACAUGUCUUAUGUACAGAAAUGCAGCAAGACCAAAAGCAUAUAUCAUAAUGUGGAUUAUGAUGCAUCAAAAGUUGUCAACUGUUGAUAAACUAGUGCAAUGGGGAAUUGAAGUAGAUAAAGAGUGUGUACUGUGUAAGAAUGCUGAAGAGUCUGCAGAACACUUGUUUCUACAAUGCCAAUUUGCAAGGAAGGUGUGGAAGAGAAUUCUGGGAAGCAUAGAUCAUCGUAGUACUGCUCCAAUGGUGUGGGAACAAUUUCAGCAAUGGUGCAUUCAAAAUGGGAAAGGAAAAAGAGCUACAACACAAAGGUUCAAGACUGUGCUGACAGAAGGAAUUUAUGGACUAUGGAUAGAGAGAAACAACAGAAUGUUUGAACACAAGAGCAAAAAGGAAGAGAGUAUAGCAAAAGAGAUAGUUUGUGUAACUAUGGCUAGAAUUUCUUUUAAUAAUUCAAAGAUGUAA
This is a messenger RNA of Solanum lycopersicum (tomato), 573 nucleotides long. RefSeq lists its product as uncharacterized. The record is from RefSeq and is a predicted model, not a curated record. Lineage: Eukaryota; Viridiplantae; Streptophyta; Magnoliopsida; Solanales; Solanaceae.